CCGCGGCCGGUCGGGGCCGCCAUGGCGGCGGGGUUGGCAUGGCGGCUGGGGAGGGCGGAGGCGCUGCAGUUGGGGCCCCGGUGGCGGCACGCCUGCCACGCGCUCCUCUACGCCCCGGACCCCAACCUCCUCUUCGGCCGCAUCCCGCUGCGCUAUGCGGUGCUGAUGCAGAUGCGAUUUGAUGGGCGACUGGGCUUCCCAGGCGGCUUCGUGGAUGCUCAGGAUGGGAGCCUGGAGGACGGGCUGAACCGGGAGCUGCUGGAGGAGCUGGGUGACGGCGCCGGGUCCUUCAGCCUGACGGAGGAGAACUAUCUGAGCUCUCAUGCCAACGAGGCCCCUCGGCGGGUAGUGGCGCAUUUCUAUGCCAAGCAGUUGACGCUGGAGGAGCUGCUAGCCGUGGAAGUCGGGGCCACCCGGGCCAAAGACCACGGACUGGAGGUUUUGGGCCUAGUGCGUGUACCUCUGUACGUGCUGCAAGAUGGAGUCGGGGGACUGCCCGCCUUCCUGGAGAACUCCUUCAUUGGUGUGGCCAGGGAGCAGCUGGUGGAUGCCCUGCAGGGCCUCGGACUCCUGGGACCAGAGCAACUGCAGCAGGCCCUGGCCAAAGCUGAGACUCGCCACUAGGAAGAGACCUUGCUCAUCCGCCUCCCACCCUCUCCUCCCCGUAUUCCCUUCUCACCCAUCUUAGUGAUGAAGAAGAUGCCCCCAAGGCUGACUGUGGGAGUUUCCUGUGGGGUGGGUAGAGGGGAGGAGCUCAGACCCCAGGCCCUCUCACUCUGCUGGGAGCUGGAGAUUGUCCCUCAUUCCGCUCCCCCGUCCCUCCCCGUCUCCGCCGCCUCCUUCCCUCCCUCUCCGCCCCAUUCUCUCUUUCCAUUGUGGGUACAGGGAAGCCCAGCCCAGAGCGGGUUUUUCCUCUUUCUUCAUGGGUUCUUUAUCACUGAUCGUGAAAUCCUAAAAUUGAGUCGUGUGUCUUGCUCAUCUCCGUCCUCUACCGGACCUGGGCUCUGAAGAGGGCCGGACCCUCUUGGGGACAAUGGGUUCUUCCCGCUUCUCCUCUGGAUGUUUUCUCCCGCUGUGUGGGUACCUGAUGCCUCUGUGUACUUCUGCCUUCUUCGCCCCCUCUCCCCUGUAUGGUGGUUUUGUUCCAAGUUCAGGGUUACCUUGAUUUGCACCUUGACUUUGACGGACAAGGACUGGGAAUGAGGCAGCUGAAAACGCUUUGGGCUGAAGUUCAUCCUGACAACCUAAGUCAGUCAGUCAAUCGUAUUCACUGAGUGCUUACUGUGUGCACAGCACUGCACUAAGUGCUUAGGAGAGUACAAUAUUACAAUAUAACAGACAUUCCCUACCCAAAACGAUCUUACAGUCUAGAGGGAGAAACAUACAUUAAUAUAAAUAAAUGAAUUACAGAUAU
Molecule: messenger RNA, 1414 nt
Organism: Tachyglossus aculeatus (Australian echidna)
Lineage: Eukaryota; Metazoa; Chordata; Mammalia; Monotremata; Tachyglossidae
Gene: NUDT16
Product: nudix hydrolase 16
Exons: 3
Coding region: 22-624 (200 amino acids)
Biological process (GO): mRNA catabolic process; sno(s)RNA catabolic process
Cellular component (GO): nucleus
Molecular function (GO): phosphodiesterase decapping endonuclease activity; snoRNA binding
Source: RefSeq, a predicted model, not a curated record